This is a messenger RNA of Psylliodes chrysocephalus, 1761 nucleotides long. NCBI's taxonomy places the organism in Eukaryota, Metazoa, Arthropoda, Insecta, Coleoptera, Chrysomelidae. The record is from the annotation of a GenBank genome assembly.
AUGGACUUUCCAAGUACCAGUUCUUGGGACUAUUCUCUUAUUGGAACAGACACUCUUAUUUCGUCAGGUAUAUUAUCUGAAGCUGUAAAUGUACUAAACAACAGCACAGAAUUAGAGCCUUGCCUGCCAGAAAAACAAGUACUCAAUUUGGAUCGUCAAGAUACUGUAUCAACUUUACUAAAAGCUUGGGGUUUAUCUGAAUUGGAAGAACAUUUCUGUAUUAAUAAAGUUGAUCUUCAAUCUCUCAAACAUGCGAGACUUCAUCAUUUGCAAGAUUUAUUAAAAAAUUUUCCUUGGGGCAUAAAAGUUAAGUUCGAGCACUACCUUUUUGAGUGGCAGAAAUCUGUAGGUACAUAUGUACACAAUGAAAGUAAGGAGAAAAGCAAAGAGGAAAGUAAGAAAGAAAGUAAGGAAGAAAGUAAAAAUAAAGAAAACGAAAAAAGCAAUGUUUGCGAUUUCGAAGAUAAUACCUGUAUCUCUGAACUGAUUGAUUUAAAGUCCAUUUUAAAAGAAUACAACGAGGGAAAAUCAAUUUUAAAAAUGUGUGAAAGAGGUGUUACAGAACUGCCAGAACCUCAUCGACAAAUUUUGGUGGAUAAAAUCGUCGACCACUUUAUCCAAAACAAUAAAAAAAUGAGCGUGUCAGUAGCCGGAACUAUAGCUAACCAAAUUAAAAUCUUAUUCCCAUAUGAAGUCAAGGAAUACUAUUUCGCUCCUCAAAAAAAUAAGGCCCCAAAGGGAAAACUUUUGGCCAAAUAUUAUAACAAUACAAGAAAACUAAAAUCUAGUGGGCUAUUGGAGGGACCCCUGGUCAAAAGAAAAGUAUAUACAGAGUCAUCUUUAGUUCUUCCUGAGUCUGAAGAAGAUGCUGAAAUUAUAAAGGAAAAAUUAAAAUAUAUACAGGAGGAGGAACGAUGGGAGGAAAUUAAAAAUUUUUGGACAAAGUGCCAAAAUUACCGAAGAAGAUUUUUGGUCGAAGACGAUAGCAAAAACAUAGUAACGAUUUUAACCGAAUGGCCCCUGUAUAGACACCCACUGGGAUACACCUUGGUAGGAAUUUAUAUUUUGAAUUUGUUCUAUAAAAUAAUUUUCAAAUAUUUUUCUGUUUUAGAUAGAAAUAGAUUUCCAAUAUUUAUUUCCUGCUGCAAGCAGCAUAUAUUUGAAGUGGAAUUUAUUUGUCGAAGCAGCAUUAGAUAUUUUUAGUACUAAAAUUAAAGAAAAGAAAUGUCGACUGCUUUUGGAAAAUCUAAAAUCUGAAUAUGAAAAUAUUUCUGAAGAUGGACGAAAUGUUGCUAUUAUCUUCCUCCUUCACGCAGCUAUUGUGCCAACAUCCAAGAAGACAGAAAAAGUAGGUACUAAGAAAGUAUUAAUCAAGUACACAAUAAGUGAUUCCCAGGAUGCUUUUAUGGUAACAGGUGCCAGUUUAGCCGAAAUCGAAACUAAACUUUUGUUACUAAAAAGUAAAAAGUUACCCAUUCAACCCCACCUAGUAGUAAUCUAUGAUGAUAAUUUAUUUCACCCCAAACAAUACUUGGUAUGUUGUGAUCAAAUUAAAUAUAGCUUUUUUUCCCCAAUUUCGGCUCUAAAUUGCUGCCUUCAACUAUAUCACGUUUUUAAUUUAAGUUAUCCCUUAGAAUGUGUAGCAGUCUGGCAAUUUUUACAAAUUUAUUUUUUCGAUAUUAAAACCCAACAUGAUAUGGUACUUCCAACUAUCAAUAUAUUUUUAAAUGAGCUAAGCAAAAAGGUUCAGGUUUAAAAAAA